AAAAAAAAAAAAAUUUCCCAUCUUCUGACUCUACUAAACUAGCAUUCGUGCAGCGAAGAUGGAUCGCAUUGGAAGUCUACCUGACGAUGUUAUUUGUCAUAUACUGUCUUUCCUCACGACAAAGGAAGCUGCUUUGACCUCGAUUCUCUCCAAAAGAUGGCGCAAUCUGUUUACACUCGUCCCUUAUCUCAACAUUGACGACUCUGUGUUUCUUAUUCCGGAAGAGGGUAAGCGAGAAAGAGACGGUAUCCUUCAAAGCUUCAUGGAUUUCGUGGAUAGGGUUCUAGCUUCGCAGGGUGAUGAUACUCCCAUCAAGAAAUUCUCCUUGAAAUGCAAAACUGGCAUCGACACGGAUCGUGUGAACCUUUGGAUAUGUAAUGUCCUCCAACGUGGCGUUAAAAGCGUUGAACUUGUCCUAGAUUUUCAUAGAUCCGAUGAUGACGAUUUAGAUGCCGAGUAUAUGUAUUUUCUGCCCGAUGAGAUGUUCGUUAGUACCAAACUGGUAGAGCUGAGUUUAAGAAGCGAGUUUGGUGUUGAGUGGUCGCGUAGAGGUGCAGACACUUUCUUACCAAUGCUUAAGACUCUCACCUUUGAAUCUACGUGGGUUCUGUUGUGUGAAGAUCUUGAGGUGUUUCUCUCUUCUUUCCCUGUUCUCGAGGACCUCCACAUGGCUCAUAUUGAGUGGCCGGAAACUGAUGAAUCCGUGUCAAGUCAAAGCCUCAGGAAGUUAACUAUCUAUGCUGGCGGUUUCCGAGACUUUCGAAAUCCGAAGAGCAUUUCGUUUGAUACUCCGAAUCUCGUUUACCUUGAGUAUUCUGAUUAUGUUGCCGCGGAUUAUCCAAAAGUUAACUUGCCCGAUCUAGCUGAGGCUGUACUCGACCUUAAGUUAACUGGACAUGACAUUGAACUAAUACGAGCACCAAAUGAUGAAGAUGAUGUUUCUCUGCGUCUUAGAAAUGUGUGGAAGCUCAUAAGUGGCUUAAGAAAUGUUCAGAGACUUUUCAUUUCUGCUGACACUCUUGAGGUACUGUCUCUAUGCUGUGAGUCGAUGCCGGUGUUCAACAACCUCAAAUUUCUAGGUAUUAUUAGUGCUGAGGAUCUGGGAUGGCAAGCAAUGCCGGUUCUCUUGAGGAACUGUCCACAUUUAGAAACUCUAAUCCUCAAGGGUCUCUUGCACUAUGUGACUGACAAAUGCGGGGAUGUAUGUGACUGCAUAUCUCGGGAGGACAAAGGGCGUUCUCUUUUAUCAUAUCCAGUAAAGAAGUUGGAGAUCAGAGAGUUUAAAGGAACAGUUAGAGAGAAAGAGAUGAUAAGGCAUUUCUUGGAGUCUUUCCCAUGUUUGGAUGAUAUGGAAGUAUAUGCCGACCAGAAUGGUAAUGAUCCUACAAACGUGGAAGUAAAUAGAAUUUAUAAAAUCGUUGCAUACAAGGUCCACGCGGAAGAAGUUUCCACGGAGACUGUGGUGGAGUCGAAGAGUAUGUCCCAAACCCAGAUGGAGGAGAUCUCCUCUCAGUUUACACCCCGCAAUAACAGAAAUAAGUACGAUUUUGUUUACAUCUUGCAUGGAGUUCCUCCUCCUCCUCCACCGCAGGAGAUGUCUCAGGACUACCUUAAGGAGCAGCUUGAUGCUGCUAAGACCAAACUUGCGGAACUUAAUGACGAAUAUAAGGAGAGGCAACGAGUCCAUGAUGCUAUGUUUGAUAGAAUUGUUGAGCAGAACCCGAUGAUAGCAUCAGCCUUGAAGGCUCGACAAUCUGCAACAGAGGGGUCAGAGGCGUCUAACGAUCAGGAGAAGAAGCGAGACUUCAAGUCUCUGUUUGAAAUCAUUGCGGAGCUGAAUCUAGAUCUUGCAUCAGUGUUGAGCGCUAGGCGUGGGACCGACUUAGAGGGAGGGGAGACGUCGAGGGAUCAGGGGGAGAUGACCGAGCUCGACCAAAUUACGUCCGAAGCUGUGGCAGCAUAUGUUUUGCCUCAAGAUGGGCACUAGAGUUAUUAUUGUUUCUAAUUUGUAAAACUUAUAUAUUACAAAUUAUUAAGGCUCGGCAUUCGGAUAUUUAUUUGAUCGGGUUCGAGUUGGAUAUUUUAGAUAUUGGGUACA
Brassica oleracea var. oleracea is the source of this 2098-nucleotide messenger RNA. RefSeq names its product F-box/LRR-repeat protein At3g58940-like. The record is from RefSeq and is a predicted model, not a curated record. Lineage: Eukaryota; Viridiplantae; Streptophyta; Magnoliopsida; Brassicales; Brassicaceae. The transcript is spliced from 4 exons. Gene Ontology annotation, molecular function: protein binding. The coding region runs from base 59 to 1987 and encodes 642 amino acids.